Messenger RNA from Pseudomassariella vexata, 614 nucleotides. RefSeq lists its product as uncharacterized. The record is from RefSeq and is a predicted model, not a curated record. Lineage: Eukaryota; Fungi; Ascomycota; Sordariomycetes; Amphisphaeriales; Pseudomassariaceae. Bases 172 to 558 code for a protein of 128 amino acids. The transcript has a single exon.
AGACCCACAGAAGAUUCUCAACAGCACUUGGACCCACAGAAAUCUCCGAAUAGCUUCACUUCUCGAAGUGUCAGGUUACGGCCUGGACCGAAGGCGAUAGUACAGAGUGAAGGGGAGAAAUAGGCGUGUCCCCCUGGUGGUCACCUGGUGGUCACUGGUGGUCACUUGGUGAUGGCAGGUAGGGGUGUCCACAGUAGUUCAUUGAUCUCUGCCCUCUCUAUCUUCCUCCGUCUCGACUCCUUACUUAUAGCCAGCCGAGGUUCUCUCUUGGAUUCUGGAUGUUUGCUUCCGUAUGUCUGUGUUCCUCCGACUUCGGCCAAUAUCUUGGAUAGCGGCUCCUUAUCUGCAACCAAGCGAUUCCCUAUCCGCUGCAAACGGCUUCAACGGCUUUCAUUCGCCACAAGCGGCUCUCUAGCCACCACAAACGGCUUCCUUCCUGGUGGAAGCCGGCCCGCCUCGGAUGACACUUGUGGCUCUGACGCGAAGAUUCCUGAAAUGACGAGACGGGAGGACAGAAGGAUAAAAGGGAGAAGGGUUCACCACACUGAAUGUAUCUAAUGUUUUUUCUCUUCAUAGAUGGAUAGUACUCGUAGAGUAGGCUAGGCUAAUUGCAU